UAAUUGAAGCACCAUUAGACAAAGUUAUGAAAAUAGAUGUGAUGAUAAGGAGCCUACUAGAAACAUUAAUGAAAACCGAAUAUGGUAUUAAUAAUGCGAACAAUGAGAAUGAUGUGAUUAAGGUGUACAAAAAUAAAUUCAGAGGAUCUAGCUCAGAUGAUAGAGCGAAUGAAUCUAGAAAUUACUAUGAAACUAAAAUUAAGAAUGAAAAAGAUGAGCAAAAGGCAUUUGUUUAUUGCUAA
Racocetra persica is the source of this 242-nucleotide messenger RNA. Lineage: Eukaryota; Fungi; Glomeromycota; Glomeromycetes; Diversisporales; Gigasporaceae. The record is from the annotation of a GenBank genome assembly.